This is a messenger RNA of Carassius carassius (crucian carp), 1501 nucleotides long. Its product is annotated as claudin-4-like. Gene Ontology annotation, molecular function: structural molecule activity. Gene Ontology annotation, cellular component: plasma membrane; bicellular tight junction. Bases 630 to 1280 code for a protein of 216 amino acids. NCBI's taxonomy places the organism in Eukaryota, Metazoa, Chordata, Actinopteri, Cypriniformes, Cyprinidae. The record is from RefSeq and is a predicted model, not a curated record. Gene Ontology annotation, biological process: bicellular tight junction assembly; cell adhesion. The transcript has 3 exons.
AUGCUUCUGCCCACCGCUACACAGACCCGAGCUGGCAUCCCAGAGGGCAGCACUUCACUCCUGUCUUUGCCUCUGAAUCGCACAACCCAAGUGACAUUCGCUCUAUCUGAGCCUAUUCAGAGGUCUGAAUCUGUAGGUUUAACCUCCAUUACAGGUUUAUGGCAUUUCGGGUCAAGCUCUAUAUCCAGAUCGAAGUUACCCAAAGCAAGAAGUUGGAGGAUUAGCAGAUGAGUGACUGUGGAAGGAGUUAAACUUCAGAGACUUUGUUGUCGCCCAUCAGGUUGGAACUGAAUUCUACAGGACAUAGGCCCUCCAGGAGCAGGAUUGGUAACACCUGGCUUAACUCAGAACUUCUCUUUAAGACAGGUGUGUCCAAUCCUGCUCUUGGAGGGCCUUGUUCCUGAGUUUAGCACCGACACACCUGCUUGGAAGUUUACAGUGAUCCUGAAGACCUGGAUUAGCUGGAUCAGUCUUUAGGUCCACUUGUCAGCCUACUCUCUUUAUUUAUUGGAAAGACUUUGGAAAGACUUUGUCUUUGCAAUUCUUACUGACGUUGAAGUCUAUCGAAGGCUUCUGUCUGUGCUAUCCAUUGGACUCUUCCAAGUGAUCAUUCUUGGAAAAGAUUCACCAUGGCAACUACCGGCAUGCAGCUGUUUGGCUUGGUCCUGUCCAUCAUGGGUUGGGUGGGUGGCUUCCUGGUGUGCACCCUGCCCAUGUGGAGGGUCACUGCCUUCAUCGGAAACAACAUUGUAACGGCACAGAUCACAUGGGAGGGCCUGUGGAUGAAUUGCAUCUGGCAAAGUACAGGGGAGAUUCAGUGCAAGGUCUAUGACAGCCUGCUGGCUCUUCCUAGUGACAUGAAGGCUGCCCGGGGUCUGACGGUUCUCGCGUUACUCAUCUGCACACUGGCACUCACUCUGGGUGUUCUGGGUGUCAAGUGCACACAGUGCGUGGGCCUCCCAAGCCCCAAGGCACGCUUGGCCCGAGUGUCCGGUGUGCUCUUUUUCAUCGCUGGGUUCCUCAUCCUCAUACCUGUCUGCUGGACAGCCCAUUCCAUCAUCAGGGAUUUCUAUGACCCCUAUGUGGCGGCUCCUCACAAACGUGAGCUCGGCCCUGCACUCUACCUUGGUUGGGGAGGUUCAGCUCUGCUUUUGAUCGGUGGAUCGCUCCUCUACGCAGGGUCCAAUCCCCCUGGGAUUCCCUCUUCUCCUACAUUUAGCAGUGGCGAGAGCAGCCCACGUCGAGCGGGUGGACCAGCCCAGGUCAAGGGUUAUGUUUAAUGACCAGCAUCGACACACCAGUCCCCGAAAGCCUUCUCUUCUAGAGUUUCCCAUUGUGAUAGAUUCAAGUUAAUUUUAAUCUAUUUUUUAUUAUUCAGAAUAUUUCUGUAGUGGGAUGGAGGUAGUAAAUAGAAAUGUGAAAUCAAGUUUCCUUGUCACCUCUAAUGUCCACUUAUAAAUCUGUCUUUCUUUGCUAUUCAAUAAUAAAACCUUAAAUCCUU